Paramuricea clavata is the source of this 487-nucleotide messenger RNA. The record is from the annotation of a GenBank genome assembly. Lineage: Eukaryota; Metazoa; Cnidaria; Anthozoa; Malacalcyonacea; Plexauridae.
AUGGCCAUGCUCCUGUGGGGAAACGCUGUGUCGAGGUAAUAAGGAAAGUGGAGUCUCUGAACGUUACCCUUAACCUACUGGUUUCUUUAGACUUUAAUAUUGAAGAUGGUUCUACCAAUACAGCCAAGUUUUUAAUUUCUUUUUUGAAGCAUCAGAAGCCACUAACAUGUUUUCUGGACGUCCAGCCAUUGAAGUUGGGGACAUUAUUGUAAUGGACAAUUUAGCCGUCCACCACUACGAUGGGGGAUAUAUUUUAGAAGAAUAUCCUGAGGUAAUGGGAGUGGAGUUAAUUUUUACUCCCACAUACUCUCCUGACCUUAAUCCAGUUGAAAUGUGCUUUGCUAAAGUAAAACUUAAUGGUGAACUUUCCGAUGCUGUACACGAAAAUCUUAAACUAGCUGUCAUGGACGCUAUUGAAACAGUAACACCAUCAGAUAUGGCAGGUUACUACCGGGCGACAUCGUACAUGUUUCCUAAGCUUGAAUGA